This is a messenger RNA of Sycon ciliatum, 2504 nucleotides long. RefSeq names its product TBC1 domain family member 13-like. The transcript has 16 exons. Gene Ontology annotation, biological process: activation of GTPase activity; intracellular protein transport. The record is from RefSeq and is a predicted model, not a curated record. Gene Ontology annotation, molecular function: GTPase activator activity. NCBI's taxonomy places the organism in Eukaryota, Metazoa, Porifera, Calcarea, Leucosolenida, Sycettidae. The coding region runs from base 325 to 1530 and encodes 401 amino acids.
AGUAAGCUUCAUGGUGAUGUUUUGGAGGACUUGACAAGCAGUUUGUGGAGUUUAUCCAAUUAAUUUGUGUAACGGCGAUGAGUGGCUUCACUACAAGCCUUCAGUGAUACGUCGUGAUCUGAUCUGAAUCCGUUAUAUUUCUCAGUGAGGUCUACUGUGUGGACAGAUCUAGAGUAUUACUAGAGACCUUUCAGUGCUGAACAAACAUAUAAAUCGUUUUACUAAAAAUAAGCAGUAGCUUGUUGUAAGAGGCAAGUGGCUCUUUUUUUGCAGACAAGCGAUGCUGAUGUGUUGAUGGGGUGGCAUCUAUAGCUCUGACCUACAAUGAGUGCGGUGUAUAAGCAACGGGUGGCGGAAGUCGACCAGCUCUUGGCAGAGCCGAAGCUUGAUUUCAAGAAGGUCCGUGCGUUCUCCUUCGACCAUGGCAUUCCGGAGGGAGCAGGGCGUCGUGCAACUGUCUGGAAGAUUCUACUCGACUACCUACCGUGUGAUGUCAGUGAAUGGCCAAAAUGCUUAGCGAAAACAAGGAAAACAUAUCAAGAGUUCGUGGAGGAGAUUAUCAUCAACCCACAUGAGCAAGCCAACAAUGAUCAUCCGUUGAACCCCAAUCCUGAUAGUCAGUGGAAUGCUUACUUCAAGGACAAUGGCAUCCUGGGUCAGAUUGACAAGGACGUGCGACGACUCUGUCCGGACAUUUCCUUCUUCCAGCAAGCCACCCCGUACCCGUGUCCCUCUCUGGCCAUGGGAAAAUUGCAAGGAAUCGAGUCCUUGUCUGAACGUGUAGAGAGAACAUGCUUAGAGUCGGCACAGGUAGAAACGUCCAGAAUGGGCCUUACAAGAAAUGCGACAGCACACAAGAUUCCCGAGGAGGAAAUUGAGCCGUACAAACUGCUACCCAAAGGCCAGGAAGCACACUGGCAGGUUGUAGAGAGAAUACUGUUCAUCUACGCCAAGCUCAACCCAGGAAUAGGCUACGUACAGGGUAUGAAUGAGGUGAUUGGUCCUAUCUACUAUGUGUUUGCUGGCAACACACCACCAGAAUGGCAAGAGCAUGCAGAGGCAGACGCUUUCUUCUGUUUCACCAGCAUCAUGUCCGAGAUCAAGGACAACUUCAUCAAGACGCUGGAUGACUCGGCAUGCGGCAUCGGUGCUAUGAUGGUACAGCUGAUGGAGUUGCUGCAGAAAUGUGAUAAACCUCUGCACGACCUUCUUGUGGAGAAGCAGCAUUUGAGUCCGCAGUUCUACGCGUUUCGUUGGCUAACUCUCUUGCUCUCACAGGAGUUCCAGUUGCCUGAUUUGAUUCGCCUAUGGGACAGUUUCCUGGCUGAGCGUAGUUGCUUUGACUUUCUCAUCUACACCUGCUGUGCCAUGAUAGUAGUGCAACGGGACAAACUGAUGGAGAAUGAUUUUGCACAUAACAUGAAACUUCUGCAGAAUUAUCCGGAUAUCGAUGUCCAUGUGUUGUUGAGGAAAGCGAUAGAGAUCAAAGAACGGUACGAGCUGGAGCACCAGGAUGUGCUUGCACGGUGAUGUCACUGCUGGGCUGUUACGCAACCAUUUGAAUGCGGUGAUGCUGUGUGGCUGCCUCAGCUGGGUCAUCUGCGGUUCAACUUGGCUAGCUGCAGAUAUAUUAGAUUGAGUAUGUGUGUCCGUCUGAACAGCUGCUGAUAAGUAUGAUGGUGUGAUCACCCUCAAAUCACGCUCUAAUCAAGGACGAUCGCUUCUCUCUGCGUAUACAUGCUGCUAUGUGCUACACCAUCUGUUGAUGUCAAGAACAGGAAACCUAGCCCGGUGAUACUACACGGUACAGUGACGUGAGUGCGACCGUCAGAUCUCUCUCUCUCUCCGCCUGCCUCAGUGCACCGUGCACCGUGCUUGAUCAUUCCUCACUCUUAGCCGUUGCUAUCUGACUCAUUUUAGCAAAGUCGGUAGCGGAACUUUGAGAUCUUGUAAGCGUGUUACUUCCUCAUGCACGGCCUUUUGAUAUGCACAUCUAUUCCGUGUGAGCUACCUCAUGCACAGGUGGAUUACAAACACUCUUCCGGUUUGUUCAGCCCUUUGCUUGCUCUGCAAGGUGACUUCUUGUCGGUUUCUCCUUUUCUUGCUAUGUUCUUUCCCAGAGGCAAUACUGAGCGCUGCUUUCUUUUUCAUUUUUUUUAAUCCUAGAAUCUUGUUUUUGUCGACAUGAAACACACGUUACAUUAGGCGUAGGCGCAUGUCAGAUACCGGUGCCCUUCAGAGAGUAGGUGCAUGUCAGAUACCAGUGGCCUUGUGCCCUUCAGAGAUUUACCUUCCUGUAUUCUAUUUUUGUUUUAUCAUUAGCCACGACUAGCGGUGAGAGUAUCCGUGUGGCAUUGCAUCGUCAGCUCUCGUUAUGCUGUGUGAUCGCUCAUGCACACUAUCAGAGACAGUCGUGUCCCGUCUAAGCUUAGAUAUUCCGUUUGGUGUGUUGACCCACUGUGACUCCGCUUGCUUUUUUUAACCUGAACUUGUCUGCUUCGUGA